GGGUGGAGACCUAAGCGAAGAUGGGGCGGGACCCCGAGGGGGAGGAGGCGGAGCCUGCGGGCUUUGGGCGCGAGCUGUUGAAAGGCGGUUGGUGCGGGUUCGGUUGCUCGGUGCGGCCCCGGCCGGCCCCAUGGCUGACCCCGAGGAGAUUCGGGCUUCGCCGCCGCCGCCGCCUCCCUCGUCUCCGUCUUCAGGCGCCUCUUCGUCGUCCCUCAGCAUGCCAGUGCGUUUGGGCUGGCGGAGUCCGAGCCGGAGCCACGCCGCAGCGGUGGACCCCCUGGAGCAAGUGGAGCUGCAGAUCGGGGACGCGGCAUUUUCAUUAACGAAACUUCUCGAAGCCACAUCUGCGGUAUCAGCCCAGGUGGAGGAGCUUGCCUUGAAGUGUACAGAAAAUGCACGUUUCCUGAAAACGUGGCGGGACCUCCUGAAAGAAGGCUAUGAUUCCUUGAAACCCGACAACUGACUUGCAGAUGCGGUCGGGUAACGAAUGACUCACCCGUAAGAUAUUUGCACAUGGACCACGUUUAUGAGGCUGCCAGUCUCCAGACAUGCCGAGAUGGAGAGUUUUCUUGGGAUUCUUGACUUUGAGAAAGCAGAAUACUGAAGGCCAUUUUGUUUGUUUUCUCUCUUAUGACAGUGUUUACCUUAAAUACUUUCUGCCCUCUAAGCUUUUGUAGACUCCUUUAUGAAAGCUAAUUUCAUCAGUAAAUAGUUGGCUGUCUUAGUGCCCCAGUGCAACCAGGCCAUUAUUUGUUUUUCGAGAAGAUUCCCAAAAUGACUGAGUUUGGAGUCGUUUUGUCCCCGAAGGCAGCCGAUGAAGACUUCAGGUGGUGGUCCAGCUCCAUGGGACCAGUGAUGGCGCCUUCUUUCCUUGUCAGUACCCAAAGCCACAUCACACAGCCCUCAGUGCCUGGGACUGAGACUCGAUGAGUGUCACCAGAAGCGCUUUUGCUCCUGAUUUCUAGGUUGAAGACUAAUUGUUUCUCUAUGAAAACCACCUGAGUCUAAACUUAUUGGCUUGAAGAAAAAAUUCUGUCUAUUUUGUGGGAAUCUGAGUGCUCUUCUGUCUUGAGACCAGGCUUCUGUCUCAGGCUCUUCAACGGCAGGCAGGAGUCCUGUAGGCAGCCCCAUACCCUGACUGGGGGGGCUGAGUCUUGAUGAUGACUUUUAAAGAUAUUUUAAAAAUAUUUUCCCAUUCUAUGAUCCUAUUUUUAAAAAGCUUUUACUUCAUAAAAUGAAAACUUUUUAAUAGACUACAUACUUUGGUCUAUUUAUUUUUAUAGUCAGCUGCUUUUAUAGCUAAUAUCUUUCUUAUUAUUAGUGUUCUAUAUGUCUGAUGGUUAUCUUUGAAAUACGCUACCAAAUUUAUGGCCGUGUGCUAUUAAUAGAGCUUUGCAAGUUAUUUGCAUUAUUUUAAAGUUAGUUUGUUUCCAGUGUAUCCAUUUAACUGUUUCAAUGCAUUUCAGAUCAGUUGCCCUUGCUGUUGGGUUUGAAUUUACCUGUACUGUAUUUUAUGUAAUUCGUGCCGUCUUUCUUCAAGCCGUGUACACCUUGAUGCAUAGGAGCUUUAAGUAUCUUUUAUGUGGUGUCUCUGUAGAUAUGUCUAUGUGAACAGAACUGUAUUCUAAAGUCUCACAGUGAGCUGUGGUAGGGGACAAACGGAUGGGCAAAGACUAGUUUUGACACAGUCAUAGUUAAUUUUUUUGUUUGUUUGUCUUUUAGUUAAGAUCACACAACACGUAUGGUGUGAUUUCUGUACCAAAGAGAUGCUUGUUCCCGUAUAAGAGAAAUACGAAUUGUAAUCUGAAAAUUGCAGUUUAAAAAUGUAUAAAAAUAAAUGAGUUACAAGUAAAUUUCUGUUUCCUUGGUCAUUUAUUUAAAACUUUCUGAGGUAGCUCAGCCAUUCAGAAAAGGUGAAUGAUUUAAAUAAUUUCCAUGCAUUCCUACCAUGCAGAGAUAAUAUUUGCAUUUUUUUCAGUACCCCCCCCACUCCCUCCUCCCCAAUGUUAGAACCACUGGAAAUGUGUUUUGCUACCUCAUAUACCCAUCCCCUUGUCUUUCUUCCUACAGCCACAGCCUUAGAAGUGUUCAUUGUUUGUUACUUUGUGAUUAUAUGAUUUAAAUAAUUGCUUACUUGUAUCCCCUGCUACCCCAUGUCAUUCUGAGAACUGAGGGCCUUCUGGAUGCUUUGUGUUUUUAUAUUUUCCCUAUGUGCUGGCUAGGCUGUGUCCCCAUGAAAGGAGGGAACCUCGGUUGAGAAAACACCUCCAUUAAGAUCCAGCUGCAAUGCAUUUUUUUAUUGAGAGAGAGAGAGAGAGAGAGAGAGAGAGAGAGAGAGAGAGAGAGAUUGCUCACAUGAGUGCCAUGUCCAAGGAAGCCAUAAGAUCAAAUCCUCUGGACCAAUGAGAGUACCUGGAGUGAAAUUUGGGUCCUCGGGAAAAGUAGCAAGGGUUCAGUGUUCUCCCAACCAGUUCACCUCCUUGUGUCCAAAGUCUGAACUGCAAUAAAGCCGUUUCUCUUCUUUUGUUGUUUUCAUUUUUUUUUUUUUUGCAUCAUUCAGAAUCCAUUACACAAUCCAAAAAUCUCAGAGAAUUACACUGUGUUUUCUUCUAAGAGCUUUGGAAGUUACUUUAAGGUUCCCAUGCCAAAUAAUGAGUAUAGAUGGCAUCUUCACACACACGUACACUUGUCCUCAUUUCUUCCCCACACUGCGAGCCUUUGUGCCCCUAACUCCACAAAAUCCUACUCCUUCUUCCCCAACUCUCUUCCCUGUCCCUUACUCAAUAUGUCUUCCCUCUCGCGGUUCCUUUUGUAAUUUCAUUUCACAUACGUAUCCACACACACACACACACAUGCACACUCAUGUGAGAGAAACAUACUAUUUACCAUUUGAGUCUGGCUUAUUUCAUUUAACAUACACAUAAUGGAACUUUAUUCAGUCAUCAAGAAAAAGAAAAUGGCAUUUUCAGAAAAUUGGACGUAACUGGAGAUUUCCACGCUAACAGAUAGAAUGCAAAAUGAAUCCCAAACCAGAAGUAUUUCUAUGUACCCACGAUGAACUUGCUUCAAUUCAAAUAAAGUUUCUUAUUGAUAUAUAGGAAGGCUACUAAAUUUUUUAGUACGUAAAUUCUCUUUUUUUUUUUUUACAAUGAACAUCAAGGCUCUUUCUCUUUUUUCUUUCCUUUUUUUUGUGAACAGAAUUAACAAUAAAUAGGCGUCUCAGGGGUCUGUUAACACAGAGGGUGUACACCCAUAAACUGAUUAGCUAGGUCACAUGGUAUUUCUAUUAGAAA
Alexandromys fortis (reed vole) is the source of this 3293-nucleotide messenger RNA. RefSeq names its product chromosome unknown C4orf46 homolog (gene CUNH4orf46). Bases 131 to 463 code for a protein of 110 amino acids. The record is from RefSeq and is a predicted model, not a curated record. The transcript is spliced from 2 exons. Lineage: Eukaryota; Metazoa; Chordata; Mammalia; Rodentia; Cricetidae.